Cinara cedri is the source of this 22092-nucleotide messenger RNA. NCBI's taxonomy places the organism in Eukaryota, Metazoa, Arthropoda, Insecta, Hemiptera, Aphididae. The record is from the annotation of a GenBank genome assembly.
CGCAUACUCGAGCGUGGGUGUUCGGCGUGUUUUCGUGUGCGUGUGUGCGUGUACGCGCGUGUUUUCGGUCUGUCGAGUCGUCAACGCGUUCCCGAUCGGUCCGUCCGAAAAUAUAGUAAGUUAAUGGUGUCACACUGACAUUUAUACACAUAAUCUACCUACAAUAAUAUAGGUAAAUAUGCUUUCACUGUUUGUAAAAAUAUCAAUACUAUCAAAGUAUAAUAUGUACUUAUACUUAAUUGCGGUUUGCGUAAGUCACGCGCAGGGCCGGAUCGAUUAUUAUAUACCGGAGAGGCGGACCAUACCGCGAGAAAUAAUAAUCUCCGGUGCGUCGUCUCUUCGAGUACAACAUUAAUUGUAUGCAUGGGCCGGUCGUGUGUGAAUGUGGGCUGAUAACACUUUAAAAAUGAAAAAAAAAAACAAAAAAACAUUGCUUCGUAAGCACGCGAAAAUAUAAUAUGUAAUGUUAUAAUUUGUUGGACGGCGCAGAGUAAGCGUGCGGGCUUUUGGAAAAAAAAAUAAUUUAAAAAUGCUGUACUUAUAGGUCGCCCUUUGAAUCAAUCUCGUUCUGAUAGGUAUGCGAUGCAUAGGUAAGUUUCGUCCGGGUGCGUUACGGAGAGUAGCCUCAAAACGACACAAAUAUAAUCGACCCUCUAACCUUAGACCGGCCCAGAAUAUCGUUGAACGGCGAAUCCCUUAAUUUAUGUUUUCCGAUAUGACAUCAAAAGUCACGUUUAAAUGCAUACAAUAUAAUCUAUGCUCGUCGAAUUUCAGGAUGCUAAUAUACGAAUGACGUUCUCGGCUUUGUUGCACUAUGUGUUCACCGAGUGCACCAUUCGAUUAAAUUUUAGCGGCACUGACUGUGCACCUAUAUAAUAUUACUGCGAACAGCGUUGCUCGGUGGGUUUCUGCGAUUAAGGAAUAAAAAAUAAAACGAUAGAUUUAAUUUUACACGGUAACAUUGUAAUUCAUAAUUUCGUAUUCACCAUCAAAAAUCUACAGAGUUAUUGUGCAAGUGUUGCACUCAUUUAUACUGCAGUUAUAGUGCACGUUAAUGUAAUCGUUAAAUCGAAAACGCAACUACAUUCUUUACCUUUAACGAAAAAUCUUUUUUUUUUUUCAAUGAAAUUUGUAUCCUGUAAUACUGUGUACGUGCCAUUAUUUUUGAAAGAAACUUAAACAAUUUAAAACUGUCGGAUAGCUUAGUUAAUUUAAAAAAAAAAAAUUCUAAAAUUGUCUAACAUUUGGAGAGUAGAUCAAUUCGGACAGAACUGAAUAAAAUAAAUAUAUAAGUUUAUAAUGAUAAUAAUAUUUGAAUUUUAUUUUUCAAUAGACAAAAAUAUUUUUGCUUAAAAAUUAAAAUUGUUUCAAUAAAAUGUACUGAUGGUAAACGAGUUAUGUAUUGUUUAUACAUUUUAUAUUAUUAUUGAAAUAGCACAAUUUAUUAUGUCGUAAAUUGCAAGUGAAGUAUAAAUUGUCUUUUUCCAUUGAUCAGUAUUAACAAUAAACUUAAGAACUGUUUUUGGAAAUACUUUAAAUAAUUAAAUUUUUUUUCUCAUCUGAUUACUCCUUUAAUCGAUAGUUUCAUUAAAGUGAACAUAAUAUGUAUUUUUAUUUCAUUUCUAUUAAAUUCAUAGAGAAAUUCUUAUUGGAAAUGGAUAUUUGAAAAUAUAUAGGAUAUUAUAAGUCUUAAAUCAUAGUUUAGGUUCUGAGUGUAUUGAAGAAACUAUUAGUUUUACUAAAAUGUGUUUUUUUCUCGAGAAACUUUUUCGGUUAGCAAAACUUCUCCUUUUUUUUUAUGACAUACCUCUAGGGAUGCAGAUUCUUUGCCUAAUGUGAUAUUUUUUCUAAAUAAUUUUUUUUUUAAAAAAAACGAAUCACAAUUGUCGAUACAUUAGUUUUACUUUUGUUGAUUUCUAGAUCACCUCUUGCUACAAGUGGAAAAUCACGAGAAUCAUUAUUAAAUUAACCAUACACGUCCGUACCAGUUGACAUUUUAACGAGUUUUCCGCUCAGAAUCGUUUUUAAUUGCAACGACUUAUCAUCGCUAUCAGUAUAACAUAAAUUAAUCGCCUCGCAUCUCAUAUGGAUCCACCUGCAAAACUCUCACCUGCAACAGCAGCCUAUCCAUAAUGUGAAAUAUAAACUGCUUUAUUAUUAUUGUCGUUAUAUAACGUAUUCGCCGCAGUAUAAUAGAUACGGUGUAUUCAGCUAUUUCUAUUUUGAUGAGUAUUUUCGCUCGUUUUGACAAAUCGCCGCCGACCUUAUAAAUUCACAUAUCUAUAUUUGAACAUCGUAAUAUAUAGAUAAAAAAAAAUAAAAUAGGAUCCGACCUCGUAUGAUCGUCUGGCCUUAAUGUGUUGUGAUUCUGUUUGAUUUAUACACAAUAGAGAAAGAGAGAGAGAGAGAGAGAGAGAGAGAGAGAGAGAGACAAAGAUAGAACACAACCUCGUCUAACAAUCAUUUUUCUUUUUUCGUAACUCGUUCUUGACGUGUUCGUCUAGAAUUAUUUCCCUAAACAUUCGAUUAUUUUUUUCUUUCAUUGAUUUCGUUUUUUGUUUUUUUUUUUUUUUUUUUUUUUUUGUUUUUUUAAGGACGUAGUGAUGUUGUCGUAAACACAUAUAAUAAUAUAUAAUAGACAACACAUUACGCACGCUAAUAAUUUUACUCCAAAACGGUUUUAUUCCAUUGACCGAAUUAAAUGUACACACAUAGUUUACGUAUCAUAUAAUAUACUAUUAAUAUCAUGUACCUUUAUUUCAGUACUUACAUGGUCAAUAUAUUUUAAGAUUCGAUUGAUGUUAAACGCGAACAAGACAUACUGAUUUACACAAAACACAUCAACAGGUAUUGUAUCAAUAGGCACAAUAGACAAUCCUCUGAUUAUUAUUCCGUAGACUUAACGUUAUAUAGGUUUUCAUUUUGUGUUGCGUACAGAGAAUAAUAAUAUUGCCUGUCCAUCUAUAAUAAUAAUCGGUAGAAUCCUCGAUUUACGAUUUACGAACAUUUAAAUUAUAAAUUGCGUAUUACACGAGCGCCGAAUAAAAACUAAAAAACGUUUUGAAAAUAUAUAAUCAUAUGCGCAGUAAAUCAUAUAAGUAAAACUCGUAGACGUCGCGGUAUAAAUAUUUUAUACAAACGUAUAUUAUACAGCGUUCGACCGAGGCGUUUAUCCGUUAUCAUAGACGGGAAAUACGCAAGUCAUAGUUCGAUUCCCAUAAAAUGAUCUAAUAAGUUUUUAUUAUUAUUUUUUUUUUUUUUUUUUUUACAUUAGAUGGUUCAUAGGUAUUUCGGCGUUUACUAGAUGAAGAUUUAUUUUAAACGAAUUUCAAAUCUCCUAAAAUACCAUUUUUUUUAUAUUUUUUUACCUUAUACCAUUUUUAGCGGUGAAUUAUUUUAAACAGCAAAUAGAACGCAUUAUUGAAAUAUUAUAAACGUUUAACAUUUUAAAUUUGUCGAAUGUGAAGAAAAUAUUUUAUUAACAUGAGGCAUAUUAAUAACGCCUAAAACAUAUAUUUUUUGCAAUGAAAUGUUGGCCGUUCAGAUGUUUAAAAAAUAUUAUUUUUUUACAUUCUUUUGAAACACAUUAUUUAAAUGCGUAUGGGCGCGUAUAAAUAACUUGUUAACACAUAAUUUAUUUUGCUAUACGGGUGAAUUGAGAAUAAACACUGGCGAUUGUUUAACCUGACCUAACCUCGAACGAAUACCAAUAAUAAAAUAUAAUAGGUAAUGAAUUCCAAUAAAAUAGGUACAAUAUAUAAUAUUAAACGCUAGUUAUUUAGUUUAUAUAUAUUUUUCAAUAAACGCGUAAUAAUAUUGUGCAGACACGCGCGUUUCAGCAUUUAGAACAAUUAUUCCUGCAUAAUCAUAAUUCAUUAUACGCGUGUUUUUCGCGAAUAAUCAAUAAAUCUUCAACUUUUAAGUUGACAGUGGAGAUCGGAUCUAUUUUCUCUUAUAAUCCACAAAAAGGCACUUUAAAACAUCAAAAAAUCUCUGAAAAAAUCAUUGACGAACAUUUAAAAAGGCAAAAAAAUUGUGGAGUCUAAAAGUCUCCUCCACCAAUGGCUCUAACUUAUUAAAUUAAAUUUCCUAACAUUACACAAUUGAUUCAUACAAAAUAAUUUCUUUUAAAUAAAAUUGUAUGUAUUAUAAAAAAAAUUACUUUUCAUUUAUCAUUUAUAAGGUUUUGGACAAUUUUAUUUAUAAAUUAAAUCCAUUAGAGGAGCACUAUUAAACCUUUCUAUUAUUUUUGCGUUUUUAUACACUGUUUAAGUGAUUUUUUUUUUUCCGAGGUUUCUUGACUGUUUCAAAUGAUUUUUUUGUAGACUUUAAGAACAUAUAUAAAUCCGGUCUCUAAAAAUAAAUAAUACAAAUAAUAAGUAACACCCAAAACGUUUAUUGUAUUAUGUGUUAUUGGGUUUCGAAUAUUUAUUUAAAAUCGGUUAUGUGAUUAUUUCAUCAAAUUUCCUCAAAUCACUUUAUUAUGCUACCAUAUACAUAAAUCAUAGAUAACGCACGUUUGCGAACGGUGAUACGGUUGAAAAAUGAAUUGCACACUUCGUAUAUUUAUAUUAGACACCAUCAUCGUCUUCGAGCAGAUUUUUAUUAAUUUAACCGUCAAAACGCCAUCGUUCAUUUCCGAAAGAUAAUUUUAAUCGAACGGCAGUGCGAAGAAAUGAUUAAUUGACUUUGAUUUAAAAUAUAAAUAAAUAUUGAUUUUAUAUUAUAAUUGAUGUAUUAAUCGAUGUAGACAAAUAUUUUUAAAUGCAUUUGCAUACUUGUAUUAGUCGAUUAAAAAACAGCUAGCUGGUUCAUACCACAAUAUUGUGUUUCACUGCGGCCUAAAGAUUCUGUAAAUUAUACAACCUUUUUAUUUUGUAUAUUUUAAUAUGUUGAACGUUUAAAGAGUGUGUUUAAGAAUUUAAGGAUUUCGAUCAUGUUUAAGACAUUUUCAACUCAACGAAUCGAGAACCACAAAAUAAUUUGGCGUUUAAAUACUAAAGAAAAUAACUGCUUGCAUAAUGUCGCUCGGUAAAUUAAAUUAAUUAAUAUUUAAAUCAAAUUUAAUUUUUUUUUAUCUUAGAAUAUCUUUGAAUUUUGUUGGGAUCAACUACAAUAAUUUUGAACUAAUAAAUAUAAUAAAAUAAAAAUUAAGAAUUUCCAUUUUUUUUUUAGAGCAUAUUUUAGUAUUUUUAAUACAUACCUAUGUCUACAAUUACAUUUAAAUGGUUUGGGUCAUUGGCCUUAUAAUUCUAUAUUAUAAUAUUUGAAUGCCUAUAAUAAACACUAUAACGCUAUGCUUAUAGUAAUUUAAAAAAAAUGUCGAAUAAACUAAUGAAAAUAAGCGCUAAUUUUUCACAAGUAGAAAUAUUAUAUUAUUAGUUUAAAAUUUGCUCACUUAAAACUUUAUACAGAUUGUCUCACGAAGACAUGUACCCAUUUUAAUAUCUCAUUUUUAUUUUAUUUUUUUUUUUUGAAAAUUUAAGGAACAAACGGCUCUAGUAUGGUAUAUUUUCAUUAUUUUUUGUCGCUUUUAUUUUUGAGUGUAAAACGAAAAAUUAGUUUUGUAUUCCAAAAGGCAACCUUUUAAUAUAUGUUUAAUUUAGGUUCACGGGUUGUCGGAAGUCAAACGUAUCGAAAUGUAUUUAAACUAAUACUCCGUCCAUUUAUGAAAUUAGUUUGAAAUUUUUAAAUCGUCGUUUUACCAUAGAAAUUAAGAGUGAUCAAAUGUAAACAGUGAAAAUGUAACAUUUUAUAGUAACUUCUUUCUGAAAGUGUCAAAAACUAAAACUUUCAGAUACAUCGCAACGGGUAUAUUAUUGUCGUGGAACACUCUGUAUACACAUUUCAUUUAGUACCUACAAGAUAAGCUUAUUCUAUUUGCAAUAGCUUCGCCUCUGGUUUCGACUUUGAACUCUUAUCUGUACAUUAUUUCCCGAACACGAACACAUAUUUAAAUGUAAUAUUAUAAUAUUAUCAUUACAAACCAGAUUCAUAAUUCUACAACAGCACAUCAAUCUGAUGUAAUUAUUUUCAUCAAUCACCUACCUAUACGGAAAAAAAAAAAAAACGUUCGAAUAAAGUCCGUCGAUACAAAACAGUUAUUAAUUCGUCGAUGAUAAUUUCGAUUGAAUGGCGCAUUGAACGGGUGCCGACGUGCCUAAACACAUUAAAUUAUUAAUUAAUUUAUUGUAUUAUAAUAUUAUUUUGUAAUACAAUUGUAUACCCCAUUCAGAUAAUUUUAAUGUUUAAUUGGAUGCAAAUAUUAUAAAAUGCAUACGUGUUAAAGGUUAUAGGUUCGGUUAUUUAGGAUUCUCGCGCUCUAACUCUCAGACGAUUGCGAAUUUCGGAAUGUGGUUUUCACUAAAAGAUUUGUUUUGUUUGACUGUAAGCAUACGAAUGAAGUUUCAAUUGACUUGCAGCCCAUUUUUGUAAAAAAAAAAAAAAAAAUCACCAGAAGGCUACUGUAUAUAAUAAUCAUACUAUUUAUGUAGGACUAAUUAUUUGUUUAAAGUGAAAAAAAUUGCAGCGGCUAAACAAAUAUUUAUAACAUCAUAAUAUUGUUAAAAUUCUUAUAAAAAGAUAAAUGGGUUGUUAAUAUAAUAUUGUAAGACAAAUAUAUUAGUCAACGGUUUACAACAUGUACAUAAAACAGGGAUUGUUUAACACAAUGUGGUUUUACGCUACUUUGGUACCUACUCCAAAUCUUAUCGGAAUAUAUUUGGUUUACCUCUGAAUCUGCAUUAAUAUUAUAUUAUUAUGGUACGUUACAUGUUUUGUCUGUCUUGUAAAAUGUAAAAAAAAAAUGAAAACAGUACAAGUACACAGAUCAGUAGUGGUGCGUUUGUAUUGAAAACCGUACACGUUCAUAAGGAGAUUUUUUUUUAUUCAUUAUGUAAUAUAAACAUUUACAUAAUUUGAUGAGUUGUCUGGUCGAUUAUAUUAUGAUAACAUGUAUAACAUAUAUGGUAAGCAUAGUGUACUGUUUCAUAACGUCAUGAAUAAAACGAAAUACGAACAUUUUUAGUUCAACCACUAUAUUAUAAUACCACUAAAUUAUAUUUUACUACCCACUAUAUUAUAGUAUAUGGUGUUUUAAAUUUCAAUAGUUUUUUUUGUUUUUGAACUUUUUAGGUCGUACUGUCCAUUGAAAAAAAAAUUUUUUUUGUAGAGCAUAUUCUAUUGUUUUAACAUCUGUACGCAUUUAUAGAUUCGUAAUAAUCGUAACAUAGAUAUUAUUAUUGUUACUAUUAUAGCCCGAUGAGUAUAAUACUGAAUAACGCAUAAAACAUUAUCGUGUCGUUCUACACAAUUGUUUGAUAAAAUGUACGAGUUAAGACAAAUAAAAUAUGUAAAGUACAUAAUUCAUAUAGUAGGUAUCGUUUACGAUUUAUGAAAAAUGCAUUUAUAUCAGCUAAGCCAACAUUAAAAUUAAUAUUGUUAUUAUUGUACGGCUUACUUAUUUUGCAAAACGGGUUUGACAUAAAUUUUGAAAAUUCGUAAUUUAUUUAUUCUGGAUGUUUAAUCAUAUUUUUUUGGUGUUCGUGGCGUAAUUAUGAAGGGAAGGAGAUAUAGAAAAGUAAAUAUAACAAUGUAAUAUUGUAUUUUAGUUCCUGUUAUCUGUAAACGUGCAAUAUUUUUUAAAAUACAAAUUGCAUUUUUUAAUAAGUUUUAUUGUUAUCUAUCAAUAUUAUCACUAGUCAUAAAAGUGAGGACAUUGUUAAAGUAGAUAACCGCCCAAAUUAUCUGUUUAAACAUCUCAACCUCAAAUGCGGUUUAAGACUUCAAUACAAACGGCAGAUUAAAUUUAAACAGUUAACAGUCAGAGCUAAAAAAUGGAGUUUUUUUGGUAAUUCUUGUUUAUCUACUCACAUAUACUACUAGUGAGGGUAAAGUAACGUGAUUUUAGAAAUUAUACACCCACCCCCUUCUUUAGAACAAAUUUCUAAUUACGCCACUAGUUGGUGUACCUAUAAGUGCUUUUAUUAAUAUUAUUUUGAUUUAAGCGUAUUUGUUGUGUAUAACAAAAAAUUGCUUAUUGCCUAAUGCAAAAGGCAGUGGAUCAGAAAUCAAUUUCAACUUAUACAAUAGAAUCUACUUAAUGGAGACACCGCAUUAAGGGGGACAAUCGCUUAAUGGAGAAAAAUUGACCGAAUCCCUAACGAAUGUAUUCUUUUUGGGCAAUUCAACUUCGUUUAUUGGGAACAAAUUAUCGAUUAUAUUCCUUAUAAAGGGACACAGCCUAUUCUACAUGUACCUACUUUCUUAUCGAAACUAUAAUUAUCUAAUCUGUAUGUCUCUAUUAAAUUGUAUAGUUUACGUAUUUUACUUUUGUACAUAAUUUCUUUUUUUCCUACUAUAUCACUCAUCGAUAAGCUUUACAUUAUUUCGUCUCUGUGUAAUAACAUACGUCUGUUUUUAUUAAUCCCAGUUUGUGUGAACACGUGGUAAUAAUAUCUCGUAAAGAUUUAACGUUGGUUGAAUAAAUGUCUAUACUGGAUAAUAUAAAAGCUCAAGGCUGAAAUGAAGAGUACAAGGAAAAAAACAGAAAAGUCACUUUUUUCCAAAAUGGCGAUAGCAAUAUCAAAUAGUUUGUACUGACGUGCCGUAUUUUUUAUACGAUUGAAACGGCUAAAAACCAAGAUUAAUCGAAAGUAAUGAACAACAGAAGUUUAUGUCUACAGGAAAAAAAAACAGAUAGUCAAUUUAUAAACAGGUAAGUUAUGGGUUAAUACAUUUCAAAUUUUCACGUUAAACUUAAUCCGAACUUUUUAAAUUCUAAAAAAAAGUGACUUUUGUGGUUUUUUCCCUGUACUUACUCUUCAAAAACUAGUUUAAUACACAUGUCUAAAUCGGUAACUAGCCAAUUGAAAAAAAAUGAAGAAACUAUUCGUUAACUAAUCUAACCUAAUAGUGGGGAAAACUAAACGACAACAAAAAAUGGAAUUAUUCGGUCAAUCCAGGACAGUCGGAAAAUGGAGGACAAAUAAAUUACCACUGUAUGCGUCCCCAUUAAGCGAAUUUUAUUAUAUUACUUAUAUUAGUUAUAUUAUAGUAUUAUAAAAUUGUAUUCGAUAUUCUUUCACCGUGAUAUUCACAAACCAGAGAAAAUGCUACCGUUUUUCGAUGUUUUCCACUUUAAAAAACUACAAGGAUAUAUCAAUCACUAUUAUUUCCAAUACUUGCCACCGUAUUUUGAACAUGUAGGUUUCGACGUCACUGGCAAAAGGAUUAUAGAUAAAUUGAAAUGUGGGUACUAAAAAAAUGCAAUUAUUUACUCACACUAACCGCACUAUAGUUUUACGACUAACGUUUUAAUGCAUAAAAGUAUUUGGUUGUCGAAUAAAUUGCCUAUUCGGAACUCCCGAAAAAAAAAAAAAAAAGAAGCGAAUAGUGAAUAGAAUAUCAUGGAAAAUAAUAUAUUAAAUCACACAGCGGCGGUACAUUUUAUUGUACUAUUAUUCAACCAAUAUAAAUCACCGAGAUAAAUAACAACGAGGCCGAAAAUAUACUUAAUAGUUUCUCGGAUGUGGAGAGCUAUGAGAGGGAGGAUUAGAAAAUUCCACGGUACGUUUUACGAUUAUAAUAUUCUGAAUAUCACAUCAUUCACAUACACCGUAAUAAUAAUAUCCGCCUAUAUUAUUAUUGUACUAAAAUAAUAGAUUUCGAUUUCAGGAAUUAAUCAUGAAUCCAUAACCGUCAGUUUAUUACAAUAUAAAACCAAUAAAAUAACCGUCCACAGAUAAUAAUAUUUGACAGCUUUGAUCGACAUGAUACACAUAAAACGAAAAGAGCUGAUACUGUUGACGGGUGCGCCACUGUUGUAGGUGAUAAGUUGAGGAAGUAGGGCACAUAAAGUUAUUAUAUUUCUAUCUGUAAGCAACGAUAAACCAUUGCUAACAAAAUACGAUUAUGAGCGGAGUUCAGUUAUAUAUGUUUUGAAAUACCGUAAUAUUUACGGUUUUCUUCAAAAUUUGGUCUUAAAAUAUUUUUAAAACAGUCCGCUACGUUGCAUUCAAAUUUGUUUUACCAACUAAAUAGAACUUAUAAUGAACUUCAUAUUAAAUUUGUAAGUAUUUCUAUUUGGACGAAUAAUUUUACCAGAUAAUACCGACCAAAAAAAAAACUGAAAAAAGUGUUACUGUUUUGGAUGGGAAGUUGGUAAGAUAAGAUAAUAUAUAAUAAAUGGUAAUUUAAUCUAUAUCAAACAAGAAAACAUCAUAGAUAACGGAAAAAAAUUCUCAGCAAAGUUCGGUUAAACAUUAAUAUUUAAGUUUUUUUUUAAAAUGUGAACUUAAAAAGCUUAUGAUAAAAAAACCACUUUAUAUUUAUACUACGUUUAACAUUUUUUACCACUAAAUACAACUUAUAAUGUACUUCAAGGUAAAUUGUCGAGCAUUUUGCCGGUUCAAAAUAAUUGUAUCCAAAGAAAAAUUAAAAAUCUUGAAAAUUACAAAUAGCUACAAAUAAUGGCUCAAAAUCGCCAAAAUAUUUUUGAAGUUGUAUCGCGUCUAGAAAGAGCUAAUAUAACUGUUCUAUAAAAAUGUUUGUACUCUAUGAUUAGUUUUAACUGAAUAACAACAAUAAAAUAAAAUCGAAAAUAUACGCUUUACAUUUUGUAUUUCGUGCCCUAGUGGCAUAAAUAAAUAAAUAAUUACAGAAACCGUUGGGGCGUAAAUUUUUCUGUUAUGAAAUAUACUAAAAAGAAAAUCUAAAAAUGACUUUCUAAUGCACUAAUUCUAGACAACAUUUCCUACCAGAAAAAAAUAUUGUUCACAGAGAGAAAACGAAUUAAAAGCUCACAUCAUAAUUAAACCAUAAUACAUUCCUCGUUUCGCUCAAAAUCUAAAAAUGAUAUGGACGUUAGAUUUGAACGUGUACCAUUGUAUUAUAAUAUUUUAUACAUUCAAAAUUCAUGUAUUUAUUAUGAAUAUACUUUAAUUUUCUUGUCAAUACACAUUAUUAUAUAGGUGAUUUUUAUACCGCGGUCCAUCAGUUUUCUUGACACAUUUUAAGUACCUAAAUUAAAUUUAUGGUUUUGCAAUUAUUAUAAAAUUAUUUAAGCGUAACACUUAUAUUUUUUGAAAUUUAUUCUUCUACUCCGUGUAACUGAAAUAAGUAUUAACUUUUUAUUUUCAAAUAACAAUGCCCCUUCCUUUUUGAACACAAAUUCGAAAAUCUAAUAUUUGUAAAAAAAAAAAAAAAAAACAUAUUGGGUAACAACUAAUAGUUAAUGGAUCAUGAUAUAAAAUAAUUACUCUGUAUACGUACAUCAAAAAUUUAAAAAUUAUUUCAUGCCAUUUUUCUAAAAAGUUUUAAACAAUUUCACUUUGUUUUGUAUCGAAAAUGAAUAGAAAUUUUAUGUUUACAUAAAAAUUUAAAAGUACAGCAUAGGUAAUUUGAAUAAUAAUCCUGCCAAAUUGUCGAUAAUUCAAGUGGGUCUAUCCCGGUGGUUCCCCUCUUUCUAUUUACGGUUUACACUCGAGUAGUGCAGAUAUAAAUUAUAACAUAAGUAGACUUUUAUUACGCGUAAAAUAUUUAUAACAUUAAAACCGGCCGGUUAUUUUAAAUGCGUUUUUGAAUAUAAAUUACAAUAAGAAACCAAUUAACUAUCGAGAGUGAAUGAAGAGUAUAUAUUAUACGUGAUUAAUGUUCAAGAAAAAUAAUUGAUGUUAAAAAAUAUAUAUAUAUAUAUAUACAAAAAGGAUUUAGACUUUGCAUCUGCGGGGUAGUCCACGAUUUUUUUUUUCAUGGUGGACACGAAAGGGCGGAAUCCAAUAUAUUAUUAUUGUACUUUUUUUUUCUUUUUUUUUAAGUGCUGAGUCAUUGCGUUUGAGCGAUUGUCGUGACGUCGGAAACUGUAGUACGCGAGACGAUUUGAAAAACGAUCCCGUUCAAGUAUACAGUAUUUAGGUAGGUGGUACUUCCGUUUACAUUAUUACACUUAGAUGUCUAAAAAGUUACCGAAUGAAAUUUUUUGACUAAUUUGUACGGUCCCGAAAGAUUUUUCCGGGAAAAAUAUAUAUAACUCGCAUCGUUAUGCAUAAAACGGCUUCAUAUAUAUUAAUUUGUACAAAAACUAAAAUGAUAUGAGUAACAGUAUAAAUUAUUACAACACAAUCAAAUCCGGUCGUAUAUGCGUAGCCAUAAAAUUCCAAUAACGUUCAAUUAUCACUGUAAUACUGUUUGUACAGUUAAUAAUGUAAAAGAGAUGAUUUUAUACGGUUAAAUUUUCAAUUUGUAACCAGAGUUUAUAUAAAUUAUGAUUCUUUUUUUAUUUUGAAUAAAAAAAUAAAAUAAUUUUAGUUUUUGUUUAAAACAGUUUUUUCUUGAUUUCUUAAAAAUGUUUAUAACAGUUUUUUUUUUUUAAAUAAAUUUAUGUUUUAAUGAUUUAAAAUCAAUAGGGAUGACAUUCCGCUCCAUAACGUAGAGUUUGAGGCCUACCCCAUUUUUGAAUCCGUAAGUGUGGUUUAAACCUAAUAUUUUCCAAAAAUCUCAGAGAUAAUCGCCUCUCAAAUAGGUAUUGACCACGUCACUGGCGAUAUUUUCCCCAUAAAAUCAUAAAUAUUAAAUGACGUAAUAAAAAUGGGCUGAUACUCCUGAUGGGCGUGUCAUUGUUUUAGGAGAGAAGUUGAAAGGGAGGAUACAUAGAGUAAUUUGAUUUAUAUCUGUACGCUAACAAAAAAGAUUCUGAGCAGAGAUUUGUAUUCGUCGUAUUUUACUUAGGCAAUCCGAAACUAAAAAAAUUUAACGACUUUUAACAUUUCACGUUUAUUAAAAAAACUACAAGGGAAAUAAAAAAAAUGACCACUUCAAUAAGCCAACUAAAUUAAAAAUGCUACAAGAAAGUUAAACAAUUAUUUACAGAUGUAAAAAAAAAAAUCGCUGAUCAUAACAAAACCAAUACAUUUCCCACUCAGUCUAAAAAGGAAUUUUUAAAAGUAGUAAUUAAUUUUAUUUAUAAAUAGUAUUGAUAAAUUAAAAAAUUUAAUGUAUUUUUAAUGUUUAAAAUAGCUGUUUUUUGUAUGCUCUUUAACAAAUUAUUUUUAAAAUUGUUGUUUAAAACCACUUUGAAUAAUUUAUAGUUUGUUAAUAUAAUUUUUUAAUCAUGAGUUUAAAACAAAAUGGUUUGAUAAUAUCAGCCCUGUUUAUGACAUAAAUAGGACCUAACGAAAAAAAACAAAUUAAUUCAAAUAUUGCGAAAAUGUUAUAAUUUAAAAUUAGCCCAGCUGAUUUAAUUUGUUAGAACUUUUUUGACAUUUAUUAUUAUAACAUGAUUAUAUUCGCUUAAAAAAAAAUCCCCGUGGACUAUUCGAAUUAAAUUUACCUAACAAGUAGAUUUUACGAAAUCAUUUAAAAGGAAAACUGCUAAAUGUUUCUAUACAUAUAAAAAAAAAAAACGCAUAGGCAUUAUAAUAAUUGAUGAUGCGUAGAAUUUGUUUUUUAAAUAGGAGUUUUUUUGUAUGCUUGAAACAAAUACGGGAUAUUUAUCUGCGCCCGUUUCAUUUAUUUAUCUAUCCGAUUCAACUGCAAGGGCACAGUAUAAUAAAGAAUGAUACUGUAUAGGAAAACUUCGCUGCAUUUACAUUAUUUUUUUCACUGCGGUUAAAUUAAAUUCAGGCACCCAAAAAAUGUGACUGAUAACAAUAAAACGGUUUUCGUGUAAUAUACGAGCGCUACGAAAAUUGUAUCGUUUGUGUAUACUAUGACCGUUGUAUUUUUCAUAGUGGUCGUCACAAAGUUAGUCAGAAUUCAAAUUUCAUACGGUCAAAAAUAGAGGUUCCAAUAUUUACAUUAAGAUAUAAUAUUAAAAAAAGCCGUCCUAGGAUAUCAGGACGGAUGCAGCCACUGUUAUAGGUGUGAAGUUGGGAAGGUAGUAGAGAGGAAAUUUAAGGUAUAUCUGUAAGUGAUGAUAAACCGUUGCUAACGAAAAAACGAUUCUGAGCGGAGUUUGGUUGAUAGUGUUGCUUUGUCAAUAAUAUAUAUGUCAUAUAAUGAUAAAGUAAUUAUAUAUGCAUUACAUUUUUUCUUUUAUAAUGUUUGUUUAAUAUUGUACCUAUUUUCCUGUUUUUUCUACGUUUUACUGGUUUUUCCCAUUAAUUGGAAAGCUCUCAGAAGAAUUAAAACAUGAUCUCCUUAUAGUACCAUCCCAGUCAGAUUUCCUUUCAGAAAAAGUGCUAUCAUCGUAAAUCGAAGCGAAAUUGCUGGUAGAAAAGUUGUUUGUAUAUAAAAAUAAAGUAAAUGAAAAAAAAUAAACAUCAUUGUAAAACCAAUACAUUCCUCGCUGCACUCAGAAUCUAAAAUAACAUACAAUAUUAGUUGUGAAUGAUGAUAUGCUUAGGGUGGAUAUCCAAAGCCCCUAAGGGUGGGUAAAUACUUUUUGUUCUAUCCGGCUAAACUUAUAUCUAAAUUGUCUAUAAAUGAUUUAAUUUUCCUACAAACAUAAAUCGGAUAACUCUAUUAGGGACAUUUAGUGGCCGAUGAAAUCACUGUUGUCUAAUAAAAUGUCGAUAAAUAUCGAGUUAUCAUGUAAGCGCCCUUUAGGGAUUAAAAUCGGGGACGAAAUAUUAACAGUGACUUUCCCUUGGUGUCGAAGAUAAAGUUCACCAAAUAUUUCACCAAGAUUAGAAAAAAAAAAAGCCAGUAGAUUUGUAUAAAAAACAAACCAAUAAACAGUUCAAAUUUAUGCACCUAAUAAUGAAACAAUAAAUUACUUUUAUUAUGUCCCUAGUAAAUAUCUAUUUACUAAAAAAAAAUUUGAUGGUCUCCUACUUAGUGUUAAUUGUAUCUGUUUAGAAUGGAAUUCUGGCCAUUCUAACCUUGCUCGAUUAAUCGAUAAUAUCGAUGUUUCAAUCUCGUAACCAUAAUUUCACUGUAAUAUUACCUUAAAAUAUUUUAAUUUUAAUUUUAGAUUUUCGAUCUAUAUGUUCGAUAUUGUUGAUAGUGUCCCCCAUUCACUGAUUGCAUUAAUCAAUCAAUAGUUUAGAAACUAUCGAUUAACUGAGUACAAUUGAUUAUUUUACGACAGUCGAGCAAUAGCCGCUCUAGAGACAAGAUAACGUUCGGUGGGGGAGGGAUGAUUAUGCAAAUUCAUAUAAAGCACACAUUUAUGGAUGUGUUGGAUGACGAACGUAGCUAAACGUAUAUCGGGGUUAAUGGUAUACUGGAGAGCGAACAAGGGAGGGCCGAUCGUCCACAUAGCCCGGCUACAUAGUCACUGCUGUCGAAUAUACUAACGACUAGCGAAUAGCGCAGGCCUGCUGUGCGUCGUCGAUAAACGAGAGUUUUAUCCCAACUGUCAGUGGCGUGGCGUUCAUAUAGGCAAUGCAGGUGUUGCUUACAAUUUCAGUUAAAAAAAUAUUAUGAGUAUAUUUUUAAACGAACAAUUUAAGCCAUGGUCGAGUUCUAACAAUGCACAGUUAGUUAUGUGUUACAUUUUGAAAUUUCGAAACAGUACAAGGAUAUGGCAUAUUAUAAUUUAUAAGUAACAUUCGAAUUCGUUCGUCGACCGAUUAUCGUGGAUAUAUCAAUAGCAUAUAACGGUGCUGUUUUACUAUAUUACGCUAUCAGCGUUGGUGCGUUGAUCACACACGACCGUGCCAUUAUAUUGAAACUCUCAUUAGCCAUCUUCGCUCGUUGAUUUUGAACAGUUAAAUGUACAUUAUUACUACUCGAUGGCGUUUAUUUAAGAGCUACGGUUAAUUAUUGAAAAUCAUUUUCGACAAAUUUGUAUUGAAUAAACAAUUUCGAGCGGCUCUCUAGGGGUACAGUAAAAUUAGACGGAGGUAUGGGUAUCCAGGUAUAAUAUUUUUGGCGGUUGCUUACGCCACUGCUGACCGCAUCGCGUCACGCCACGCCACUGCCUACUGUAUUAUUCGUUAUUAUGUAUCGUGUGCCGCAGGUAAUCCGAUAUAAUGACAAAAGUUUCGACGGCGUCCAACAAAUCGCUUCACCUGACCGGCAUCGGUUUGGCGGUGCAAGCGUUCUACAUAAACCUGACUCUGGACACGGUGAUGGGCGGCGAUCUGAUACAGCUGAAGCCGGCCGGUCCACCGGUCAUCAACCCGGCGGGCGUCUGGACCGUGGACCAAGCGCCGCAGGGAUACGUGGCGGCCGGCAGCGCGCCGCAGGGAUACGCGACGGCCGGCAGUAAUUUGGCGUUGAACGGGCUGCAGGCAUUACAGGCGUUCGGCGGUAACAAACUGGACGCGAACGGGUACCGGGAUCAGAACGGCUAUUACCGCGACAACAACGGCGCCCUGAACGGAUAUGACGUCGGCAACACUUACGGCGGUUGGUCUCGCGUAUUACAUACUUGGGCUGGGUUGCAUAAACGUCCAUUAGCGAUUUACAGAGCCUUUAAUUCACCAGUGGCCCGUUAAAAAAAAAAAAAAAAAAAAAAAAUGAUGUACGUGUUGCUUAAACGCUGUAGCGUUAACGGGUCUGUAAUUUCUUGGCUACUGUACUUAGAGGACCGAUUUCGUGUCUGUCACUACUUACACGUUCGUUAUUCGAAUAGUGAUAAGAAUUAUAAUUUCUCUCUAAAAAAUAUUCUAUUCCCAGUUUCUGAACCAUUACUAUUGUACAGCUUGGUUAUUUCCUCCCAAGAAAGUGUUUUUUUUUUUGUUGAAAUUAAUAUAAUCAGUCUUAAAUUCAUAUACAUUUUUACCUUGCCAAGCCUAUUGUAAUUUAUAAUUACGUUAAUCUGUCAAACACAUACCUAUUAAUAUUUUAAAUUAUGGCCUUUUAUGGAAUUAUCAAUUCCAUUAAUUCCGCUUUUUCCAGUUCAGUAAAGUCUUUCUGUUUUACUCUUUUAUGAGUCAUCGUCAAAGAUCAAACAAAUAUUAUAAUAUAAAUUGUGGUUCGAAUACUUUUUCCAAAUAUUUAUUUAUUAUUAAUUGCCAGAUAAUGUAAUCAGUAAUCAUUGUAAUCCAAUGAAAUGCGAAAUAAUUCAUUUGGUAACCACGGUUAUCAAUAAAAUACAAAUCAUUUAUGCAACUCAAUUUUUUUUUUAUGCGCCAUUAAAACAUUACGGGCUUGAUUAGUUACAGGCUUGUUAGUAAAGUUACAGAAUGAUCUUUAUGUAACUCACCCUUACAGCUGGCGGUAUUGCUUCGAUAAUACUCCGGUUUUAAGGUUAAUACCACGGUAUCUGGGUAUUUUCUAUUUGUAUCCAAGAUACCGGUAUUUUCGAUAUUUUCAGUUAUUCGGUUUUAUCGGUGCUUACCCAUAACAAUUUAACAAAACUCCGACAGGCUGAUAUUAUGCCCAUAUUGCAACUUAAUUAUUAAGAGGACGUUCAAUCGGCAUCAAAUGUCUCAGCUCAACUACCGGGUAACAUGGUAAAAACAAUGCUUACGCAGAACAAGUAAAAUUAUCUUUUAUGAUAUUUAUAGAGAGCAAUAUUUCGGAAGGAAUGCCAUAGGUGUUUUCGUACUAUUAAAAUAUACAGCUCGAUAUAAAAGUUACCUGUUUUUAUUUUUUAAAUAACUGUAACUUUUUUAAUCGUUCAUAAUCCAAAAACAUCUAUAUGACAUUCCCCCCAAAAUAUUGUUCUCUAUAAAUUGUAUAAUAGGAAAUUUUAUUUUAAAAUCAAAAUCAAGCCGGUUUUACUUAUUCUGCGUAAACAUUGGUUUUGCAUACUAACCGGUAUAGUUGGACUGAGACAGUAAAUGUGGGUAUAACGUCUUCUUAACUAACAGACCUCACUAUAGAGUUACUUUAUCCAUUUUAACGAAAAUAAAACAAAAUAAUCAAACAUUUUUAUAGUAAUGUGAAUUACGUCGAGUAAAAUGUUUAAACCGUUCACGGCCACGACUAUGUAAUAACAAAUAACACUAAAACUCUAGAUUUGAAAAAUGUACCGAACUUUGAUGGAACAAUCAAACUUGAUCAGCGCGCGUUCCAACGAUAAAUCGAUAACGAGUUAAAAAGUCCCGAUGAAAGUUAUUGCCGAAAUACUAUAAAGACCAACGAAUAAAUUACAUAAAUACGGUAAAAGGCGUUUAUUAAGAACACGGAUAAUUGAUACAAUUGCGUUAUUGAAACAAAAUGUACAGGGACGGACCGGUCGUGUAUCAAAUCAAUUGUAUUUCGAAACCAAUCGUUUAUUAGAAACAAUCGGUUAAUUGACACGUUUCCACCUUCUACUGUAAACAAUAUCCGUUCCGUUUGGUGGGUAAACCGAAUAACCGAAAUCACCAAAUAAUGGUAAUAACCGAAUAACUAAUUUUCGUUGUACCGGAAAUACCGCCAGUCCCGUUUCGUACUUACGCAUUUUCGUCGAAUUUUCCCCGAAAUAGAGACUGUUGCGCUGUAUUAUUUCGUUUAUAUACAGGGUGUAAACACGGAAAUCUACCAUUUGGAAAGUUUUUUGUUCUGUUCAAUAUUUUUUUAAGAAAUAUUUCCUCUGAACCACGGUUAAGUUAGGAUACAUUUUUUUUUUUUUUUAGGAGAGGGGGGUGUUUAAAUAAAAAAAUUCAAAUUUUACUACAAUCGUUUUAAAAAAAAUUUCUUAAUAGCCAUUUUGUAAAAUAGAUUUUUAGACAAUUUUCAGUGGUUGAAACAUUUAUACAAAUAUGGACAAUCAUAUUAUAAAAUGUUUUGAAGUUUUUGCAAAUGUUAAUUAUACAAUUUUAAAUUGUUUAUUUUUUAACUCCCUUCUCCUCCUAAUAAAAAAUUGUCAUAUAUUAACUGUUGCACAAACGCGUUCUAAUUAUUCAAGAAAAAUAUACGAGCAACGAGUUUAUUAAAAAUAUUAAAUAGAACAAAAUCCCGGUACAUUUCGACAUUUAGCGGCUCUCUCUGAACCAAAAAACCUCAAACUCGAGAAUUAGAGUGAUUUGUAGACCGAUUGAAAUGAUAAAAUGUUAGUUAAAUUUCAAUAUGAACUUACGAAGCUUCAAUAAAAAGCUGUGCACACCCCUAUAGGUAUAUAUGGAUAUGUAUAUUCAUGACAUAAGCAUCAAUAAGAAUGUGUCUUUUGGCGGUUUUAACGCCUAACCCCCACCCAAACAGUUUUAUGCUCAGAUUUCACGUUUUCGCAUGAAAUAACGGGUUUUAAAUACUCGUACAGACUCAUUGAAGUAAGUAAUUUGAUUUAAAUUAAUAUAUUUAAAUAUUAAAAUUCAUUGUCGUCAAGGCGUGUGCGUUUAAAAGGUUUGAACCCCACCGUCUGUUUACACGUUAGCAAAAAUCACGAUAAAAAAUAUUACUUUACUUAUUUUUAUAAAACUGUUUUUGUUCAAUUGCUUAUCAUUAAAAAAAAAAAAAAACCUUUAUGAAAUAUUGUAACAGCCAUAAGUCGGCUGAGGGGAAAAUUCGACUGUAUAGUGACGGAGCUCUGUUGUUCGCGUGUUUUAUUAUUAAUCCAGGGCUAUGAAUUUAAUGUAUUUGCAUGUCUCUUUCGCUAAACCGUACAAGAAAAUAGAUUCAGCCGGAAUUUGUUUUGGCUUAUCCUUAGUUAAAAUACGAAAUCUUGCGUAUAUAACAAGUUGGGACGCAUAAAUGCAUGUUUUCACGAUUUGUUCGUAUUAAUGUUUUUUUUCAUAUAUUUUUCCGGUCAAUCUGAUGUAGAUAAAAUCGGUUUAAAUUUUUUUGUUUAUAAUAAUACGUCUUUCAUAGUUUCAAUUAAAAUAUUCUACUUUUAGUCAAGUUUUCAAUUUAAAUAAAUUGAUACCCGAUAAUAUAAAAUCAGGAUUGUUCCGAUAUAUCCACAAAAUAUGUCUAUGGUACUAUCGUUAUGUUUUAAAAAAAACGUUUACGUAAUAAGAGCGGUAUUUUUUUAAUAUGGACAGUGCACAUUUAAGCAUAUUUUCCGUGUAUAUUUCGUCCGUUCAUAAAUGCAUGCGCAUUCAACACUCUUUCGGUGUAUUGAAUUCGCAGCCCUGGUUAUCACAACGAUUAUUACAGAAAAAUCGAUAAACAAAAAUGCCUACACGAAACAUAAAAUAUUAUAAUUGUUAAAUAACUCAAGGUGUCAACGAUCGCGGAGUGACGAGCGUGGAAGGCGGAGCGUACGGCGGUAUUAACGGGCGGAACAAGGGACACCAGGUGGCCGGGUUCAGCACUUCGUACCAGAAGAACGAGAGCGGCAACAAAGCCACGUACUAUGACGACGGUCUCGGACACGGCGGAGUGAUCCAAUACGGCGCGAAAGAUCAGAGGUAAUUGUCGCAUGAUAAGAUUGUAUUAUAGGGGGGGUAUAGCUGCAACGCGGAGAAGUUACACAGGGCAGGGGGAAGAAGCGGGUUACGAAUAAAGUUAAAAAAAAAAGAAAAAAAGUAAUUGUAGCGUAUGGUCACUUACUUACUUACUAGAAAUCGCUCGUGGCUUAACGUUGUGCAUAAUUAUCGCGGCUAUACGCUAUAACGAGUAACGUUUUUUUCUCCGAUUGAGAUUGAGAAAAAAAAACGAUCGGCGGAAAUAUACGUUUAAAACGUCGCCCGGAAAAAUCAAUUAUUUUCGUUUAUCGUCAAUACCGAUGGCCGGGCAUAAUAAAAUAAUAUCAUAUAACCUUAAAAAAUACCUCCUGCAGGCCGCUAGUGUCGGAGCGAUAAACGGGCGGCGCCGUUCGGUCGUGUUUCUCUCUGCCCCGUGAAAAAGACCGCGACCCCGUACCAGGUGAUCCGUUCGGGUGGGGUACACUCGUUAUCUCGGAAAGUAUUGACGUUUUUCGGAAUUUGUUUCCUCGGACAUUUGAGAAACGAGCAGCUCUACAAUUCUACAUUCACGUUAUUUCUUUUGGGGGCAAAACCCCUACUUACUUUUGAUUUCCAAUCGGCAACCUACAUUGGAAAUCCCAUCAAUAGACGGAGCCGUAGUUAAUUAGUUAAAUUGUACAGUUGACAUUUUUGAUUGCGUGGCGGUACGGCGCACGGCGCGGAGUGUUGGCAACGCACCACUGCUCUACUCCGGUCAGUGCUUAAAAUUGGAAUGUCUCGUCGGCGGCUCGACGGAAAUCGAAAAUUCCGCCGCUAAAAACGCCGUCUAUUUACGGACGUUUUAAUACAGACCGAUAUUUUAAAAUCGAAAGUGUGCAGGCAGCGGUUUUACCACCCACGCGGCGUGGAUGUCGAACAGGCGAACGUGCCCGAACGCGCUGCGCCGAACCAGUAAAGUAGUAAUCUGUCGGUGCCGAUUCGCUGUAAAGAGUUUUCGCCGUGCAUCGAAACGCGUUGACCGUUCCGGUUCCGUUGUUCAUUUCAUCGGUCCGGUCCGGCCCCGAUCUUAAUCUCUCUUCACUGGUCCGAUCCGGCAUUUGCGAAACGCUAAUGCGGACACACCGGUAUCAGAACGAAAUCAUAUUUUUUUGUGCACAGAUCGAGAACAUUGUCAGCUCUUUGCGUUGCACAGAUCCGACGAGACACGACGACAAUAAUAUAAUAAUAAUAAUAAUAAUAAUAAUUGUUAUCCUUUCGAUGUCGCGAUACUAACACGCGUCCGAUCAUGUAACGAAUUCGCAGGUUCCGGGACGGCGAAGGCAAGGCGUACGGGGGCGGUUUCCACGAUUCGACGGUGAAGACGAACGCGGUCGGACAGCAAGGCCAGUACGGCAACGGCGACGGCUAUCACACCGCGGGCGGCCAAGCCGGCGACGCGGCCAACAGUCAGACGUACGGGUCGCGGUCGGACAGCGGUUCGAACCUGGUGGCGGGCACCCCGUACCUGGUGACAGCCCCCGAGACCAUGCCGCCCGUCAUACACUUGCCACCGCAAUACGUACAACAGGCGCCGCAGUACGUCCAACCGGCGGUGGUGCCGCAGUACGUGCCGCAGCCCCAAUACGUGCAGCAGGCCCAGUACGUCCCGCAGGGCUCGUACGAGGUGCAGGCCCCGUACGACCUCCAGGGCGCCUACAUGCCGCAGGCCGGGGCCGGAGGACUGUACCAGGCCGGGGCCGGGGGACUGUACCAGGCCGGCCUUCCGCAACUUCCGUCGGCCGUACAGCAACAGCCUGGCUCGGCGUUGCCGCCGUACAGCGUGCAGCUGCCCGCGUUGUCGUUGACCGCCCGCUCGCCGUCCGGACAGUACGUCGUGCCCAUGCCGCCAAAACUCUACGUGGACAAACCCAACGCUACCUCGAGCAGUUAA